AUGUCGCAGCACCGGGAUACUGUGAGAAACAGGGAGAAGGCAGCCCAUACCAAUAACUGGCGCACCUCUUUGACUUCAGUCUGUAUCAUUCUCUGCCAAUUUGUGCAGAUGAUACCAGUGGGAGCCGGAAUCAAUGGUAGCCUAAAUAUUGCAAAAGGGCUCGGAGCCCCCCUGAGCAAGCCCUCUGGAUCGUGGCCUCGUAUCCGAACAUUUGUCAUCAUUGGAGGGCGCAUUGGCGCCGUGUAUGGGCACAAGAUCACCGCCGUGGUAGCAGGUGCUGCUUGGGUUAUAUUCCACCUCAUCGCAGGCUUCAUGCGCCAUAUCAUCUCUGUCUGCAUCAUGCGCGCCCUUGCUGGCAUCGCCGCAGCAUUUGUCAUGCCCAAUGCCAUUGCUCUGAUCACGAUCAACUUCCCGCCCGGAAAGACGCGUAAUCUGACGGUUGGAUUGUUUGGGGCAAUGGCGCCUAUCGGGGCGGCUGGGGGGAGUGUCUUUCCGGGACUGUUUGGUCAGUUGCUGCCGUGGUGGUGGCUGUUUUUCUUCCUAGCAAUCCUAGGGGCGGUUGUAUCUGGUCUCUUCUUUCUUGUUGUCAAGGGUGAAGAGCAGCCCAUGGAUCGAAAUGGGAAAAUCGACUACGCUGGUGCUUAUUUUGGUGUCGCUGGGUUAUUCCUUUUCAACUUUUCUUGGACACAAGCAAGCUUGGUUGGUUGGGAUCAUCCCUAUGUCUAUUCCAUCUUUCUAGUCUCUCUGCUACACCUAGUUGUCUUCGCCUUCCUCGAGGUCAAAGUUGUCGACCAGCCAGCCCAUCAUGCCUAUGGCAUGAUGAUUGUGUCGGCUGUUAUCUCCUUCAUGAGCUUCGGCAUGUUACUCUGGUACGUCACUGUCUGGAAUCUGGAGGUCAGGGGCUACAGCGUAUUGCUCAAUGCGGCGGCGUUUGUUCCCCUUACCAUAGGCGGCGCUGGUGCAGCUAUACUCAGCGCCCACAUCGUGCGGUAUGUUGCAGCACAGUACACCUUUGCCAUCGGAUCACUCGCGACUCUAGUGUCUUUGAUUCUCGUGGCUACGAUGCCUGAGCAACAGUCAUACUGGGCCCAAGUAUUUCCGGCACUCUUGUUGGCAUCUCUGGGGCCAGACUUCCUGUUCACGGCCUCUCAGCUCAUUGCGAGCGGGACGGUGAAGCGGUCUCAACAGGGAGUCGCCGGGUCGCUCAUUGGGACCGUCUUGGCUUAUGGCCUAGCUACCGGGUUGGGUUUUGCGGGGACCGUGGAAUACUACACCAACAACCAGGGCAAGGAUUUGGUGAAAGGAUAUCGUAACGGCCUUUAUAUUGGGAUCGGAAUGGCCGGGGCGGCCAUCAUACUGCCUUUGCUGUCAGUUAGGAUACCAAAAGACACGAGAGAGGGAUGGGACGAAGAGACAAUUGCCGACUAA
Messenger RNA from Fusarium keratoplasticum, 1428 nucleotides. RefSeq names its product MFS domain-containing protein. Gene Ontology annotation, biological process: transmembrane transport. The transcript is spliced from 6 exons. The record is from RefSeq and is a predicted model, not a curated record. Gene Ontology annotation, molecular function: transmembrane transporter activity. Gene Ontology annotation, cellular component: membrane. NCBI's taxonomy places the organism in Eukaryota, Fungi, Ascomycota, Sordariomycetes, Hypocreales, Nectriaceae. The coding region runs from base 1 to 1428 and encodes 475 amino acids.